UUGAGAUAUAUUGAGAUGGAGAUCGCGCUAUACCUCCACAGAAACUUACCCUUGCCUCCUAUCAACAACCCUGUUUUUUUGCAGAUUGAGAUGGAGAUCCUAGUGCGGUUUGUGGGGGCCCUGGAGAUAUUGCUGUGUUGGCUCACAGCACCCAUAUACUUCCUGCUUCACCUCCGCAGAAACCGACCUGUGCCUCCUAUCAGCAACCCUAUCUUGUUGGAGAGUGCUACUGAACUGGCGAGGAAAAUAAGGACAGAGGAGUACUCGAGUGAGCAAGUAGUGCGGGCCUUCAUACUGAGAUGUCGUGAGGUGAACCCCAUCCUGAAUGCAGUCGUCGAGGACCGUUACGUGAAAGCACUCAGCGAAGCACACACUGUGGACCAGAUGAUUUAUAACAAAGAAAAAACUGUGGAAGAAAUGGAAAGGGACACGCCGUUCCUGGGUGUUCCAUUUACAGUAAAAGAAAGCAUUGGAGUAAAAGGCAUGAGCCAGAGCGUGGGUUGUUUGCCCAGACUAGGGGUGAAGGCUUCUUGUGAUGGAGACUCAGUUGCUAACAUGCGACGUGCCGGAGCCAUCCCCAUUGCGGUCACCAACACUCCUGAGUUGUGUCUCUGUUGGGAAUCCACCAACCUCAUCACUGGACGCACCAACAACCCCUACGAUCUCAACCGCACCCCUGGUGGUUCCUCUGGAGGAGAGGCAGCCCUCGUAUCUUCUGGAGCCUCUGUUCUCGGAGUGGCUUCGGAUAUUGCAGGAUCCAUCCGGUUGCCAGCUGCGUUUACUGGUGUGUUCGGACACAAACCUACUCCUGGAUAUAUCUCCCUAAAUGGCCACUACCCUACUUCGAAUGAUGAAAAUUUCAGCAAGUUCUUGGUAGUUGGUCCAAUGGUUAGAUAUGUACAGGACUUGAAACCUCUGUUCAAAAUCAUGGCAGGGGAAAAGGCUGCUAUUCUCAAUUUAGAUGAGGAAAUAAACAUGAAAAAACUUAGAGUUAUGUAUAUGACAGACUUGGGGGAGUCCAUGGUCAUGAUACCUACUGAUGAGGAGAUCAGAGCGGCAGUGAAAAAUUCAGCAGAUCAUUUAAAAACAAAAUUUGGCUGCCAAACAGAAAUGCCCUAUAUUGAGGAGUUAAGUGACACAGUCGAGAUCAGCUCUUCAGUGUUCUUUUCGAUGGAUGGAAUUCCAGAUCUGAUGGAAAUUUCCAGUUCCGAUGAUCCUAAGAUGAAGAAGAAUAUAUUCAUCGAGAUGAUUAAAGGAAUAUUUGGACUCUCAGAGUUUUCACUGGCUGGUCUGAUCUUUACAGCUAUCUACAAAUGUAAUGGGUUUAUGCUUAAAAGCAGACAGCAGAAGUAUAUACAAAUGCACAAAGUACUGAAGAAAAAACUUACUGAUAUGCUUGGCGACGAUGGUGUAUUUAUUCUACCCACACACCCCAUACCAGCUUACUACCAUGGGCAGUUCACUAUGAAGACAGCUGGAGUAGGUUUUACCAUGAUCUUCAACACUCUGGAGAUGCCUGCCACUCAUGUACCCAUGGGGUUGAACAAAGAUGGCCUACCCAUCGGAGUUCAGGUGGUUGCAGGUCCACAUCAAGACAGACUUUGUUUAGCUGUGGCGCAAGAGCUUGGGCAGAAGUUCGGAGGCUGGGUUCCUGCACCUUAAGAAACUUACAACCUGGAAGCUUGACUGUGAUAUACUAUAGAAGCUCAAUCAACCAUACUGUAGACCCUACUACAGUACUAGAUAUAAGCACAUAACACUUUACACCGAGAAAUACUGGCAUAACAAAGAGAAAGUUGUGUUAAAUGUCUUUAGAGAUAGGGAUAAAUAAUUUUGGUAUUUAUUAUUAAAUACAUGUGAAUGUAGUUUAGUGGUAAAGGACUAUACAAAAUAGUGUUUUUUAAUUUUAUUAGAUAGUAUUAAUAUAGAAUAGAAAUUUGUAAUUUUGUAUGUUUUUUAUUACCAUAACACUGAUAAAAUAAAACAAAAAAUACACUUGAAAUUCUAAUGUACUGAUGUCUGUCCCUGUACUGACAGAAGACAGAAAUAGUAAUAGCCUAAUCUGGGCAAUAUUAUAGAUUUUUGAAAAUACUAUUAAAUAUUGUUUUCUAAAUGUUAUAUUUAUUUGAAACUUUAUACUUUUAUCUUUCAAAUGAUAUACAACACUUAAUUCUUCAAACAUAUUGCCUAAAUGUAACAAAAUGUUCAAAACUUGCCAUUUUUCCAGGAACAAAAUGUUCCUCUACAUGUAUAAACAUGUUUUAUUCCUAUAUAACCCAACAAAAUUUCAUUUUUAUAUAUUUUUACAUUAUUAUUUAACUAUGGAAAUAUUUACAUAAAUUUACAACAUUAAAUCAUGAAAAGUUUGUGUUGUUGAUCAAAUGUUUUUUUUGUAAUAAACAAACUAUAGGGGGUGCAAUUUCGUUUAACUCUUAGGCUGCAAUCACUACUUAAGUGGAAAAAAAUGUUAAUUGCUUUAUUAGUAAAACCCAGAAAAUAAAUUAUUGAUUUACUACCUAA
Homalodisca vitripennis (glassy-winged sharpshooter) is the source of this 2520-nucleotide messenger RNA. RefSeq names its product fatty-acid amide hydrolase 2-A-like. The transcript is spliced from 10 exons. The record is from RefSeq and is a predicted model, not a curated record. The coding region runs from base 16 to 1662 and encodes 548 amino acids. Lineage: Eukaryota; Metazoa; Arthropoda; Insecta; Hemiptera; Cicadellidae.